AUGGCCGCGCCGGUCAGCGAAGCCGAUCCCUUGGUCCCGCUGCGGAUCCUGGCGGCAUCCGGCGAGGUGGUUCUCGAGGCCUCGCCGCCUGGCAGCCAGUCCGUGGCCACGUUGCUCCAGACCCUGAAAGGAGAGGCCAGCACCGGGCGGCUCUCGUUGCUGCGGGGCACGGAGCUGAUCCCGGUGGAUGCCAGGCUCGGCGAGCUGGAUCUUGCGGAAGACGAGUCCUUGUAUUUGGUGAGAAAGGUCAUGGGCACGUACACACCACUGGCAUCCGGAGACACAGAAGAGGACGAUUUACUCGUGAAGUGCAUCCUCGUAGGUGGAAGUCGUUCGGGAAAGUCUUCGUUACUGCAGGCCGUGUCUAGUGGAGACUUCAAUCCGGCAUACACGCCGACAAUUGGCGUGGAGUUCAGCAGUUUGCGGUACCAGUCUGAGGAAGGGCGCGUUCUCAAGCUGCAGGUUUGGGACACGUCAGGCAUGGAUCGAUACAAAGCCAUUGUGAAUGCGUACUACAGAGGAUCAAAGGGGCUCAUUGCCAUCUUCUCCCUCGCCAGCCGCGAAUCCUUUCAGGAGACCCUUAGGAUCGUCCGUGAGGCUCAAGGCCAGUAUCCCGAAUCCUGCCGCUGCAUCUGCCUGGCGGGCACGCAUGCAGACCUGCCCGAGCUGGAAGUGACGGAGGAGGAGGCGCUUCAGGUGGCUGCGGAGAACCAGUGGCCCUACAUCGCGGUUUCCUGCAAGACCGGAGAGAAGGUCCACGAGCCAUUCUUCGUAUGGAUGGACAUGUUCAUGGACAGGGUUUGGCAGCAUCGCGAGACAGCUGAUUAG
Molecule: messenger RNA, 828 nt
Organism: Symbiodinium sp. CCMP2592
Lineage: Eukaryota; Dinophyceae; Suessiales; Symbiodiniaceae
Source: the annotation of a GenBank genome assembly